Molecule: messenger RNA, 1166 nt
Organism: Tyto alba (common barn owl)
Lineage: Eukaryota; Metazoa; Chordata; Aves; Strigiformes; Tytonidae
Gene: ISCU
Product: iron-sulfur cluster assembly enzyme
Exons: 5
Coding region: 248-730 (160 amino acids)
Biological process (GO): intracellular iron ion homeostasis; iron-sulfur cluster assembly
Cellular component (GO): cytoplasm; mitochondrial matrix
Molecular function (GO): ferrous iron binding; 2 iron, 2 sulfur cluster binding
Source: RefSeq, a predicted model, not a curated record
CGCGAUAAAAACGGCGUCGUGAUUGGAGACAGCGUUUGUUGAUUGUUUUAGCGGCAGCGCAAGGCUCUUUCCGCCGGGCACCCUUUCCCCGGCGCCCCCACCGCCGCGCUCGGGGAUUAAACGCGGGCCGGAGGCGGUGGGGAGGCGUGGUCAUUGUGUUAGGGGGCGUGGCCUGUGGGGGCGUGGCUGUCCUGCUCCAGGCUAUAAAAGGGUGGCGCGGGGGCUGGCCGUUCCCGCCGGGCUCAAGAUGGCGGCGCUGAGGGUGGUGGGAGCGGCCCUGCUGCGGCCCGAGGCGGCAGCGGCUACCAGGCUGGGCUACCACAAGAAGGUAGUGGAUCACUACGAGAACCCGCGCAAUGUCGGCUCGCUCGACCGCAACGCCAAGAACGUGGGCACCGGCCUGGUGGGCGCCCCGGCCUGCGGCGAUGUCAUGAAGCUGCAGGUGGAAGUGGAUGAGAGCGGGAGGAUCGUCGAUGCCCGUUUCAAAACCUUCGGCUGCGGGUCGGCGAUCGCGUCGAGCUCGCUGGCGACAGAGUGGGUCAAAGGGAAAACGGUUGACGAAGCAUUGAAAAUCAAGAACACGGAUAUUGCUAAAGAACUCUGCCUUCCUCCAGUCAAGCUGCACUGCUCCAUGCUGGCUGAAGAUGCAAUUAAGGCUGCCUUGGCUGAUUACAAGUUGAAGCAGGAUCCAAACAAAGAAGAGUCAGAGAAGAAAGCAAACAAUGCCUGAACUGACUGUAAAGUUUGUUCUCAUUCCAGUUAAAUUUGCAGUGCAAUUAUUUUAGCUAUCAGUAGGAUCCUGUGCACUACUAAACAAAGCUGUAAGAUACGCACAACUUACGCACAACGUGUCACUGUUCAUUUGUGCACAGGCACUCCCGUAGUGCUUGCACGGCUGGGAUGUGGGUAUUUCAGCAGCAUGUGUCCUCUCACAACUGCAUUUGAAAUGUUAGAGUGAAGAAGACUGUUCAACUGCAGAGGACUCAGGAGAGAAAAUCCUGCUGGUCCGGUACUGGAAGGGCUGCACUUUUUUGGGAAGAUGUAUAGUUUUGCCUAAUCUUUUACAGGAUUUAGUGGGAACCAUGGCCUUGGUCUGAAUGUUGAUGUAAGAACUGCAGAUCAGUCCGUGUGUACAAACACGGGGCAGUGCCCCUGCCCGCAAACUA